Molecule: messenger RNA, 5714 nt
Organism: Mytilus trossulus (common blue mussel)
Lineage: Eukaryota; Metazoa; Mollusca; Bivalvia; Mytilida; Mytilidae
Product: mucin-2-like
Exons: 21
Coding region: 106-5553 (1815 amino acids)
Cellular component (GO): extracellular region; extracellular matrix
Molecular function (GO): chitin binding
Source: RefSeq, a predicted model, not a curated record
GGUGGUUGGAAAAUAGUUAGUACCUUUACAGAAUGGAGCGUGUGUAGCAAAACAUGUAAUGGAGGAACUCGUCAAAGAACACGUAUAAGAAGUUGUACCGAACCAAUGCCCAAGUAUGGAGGCAAAUCUUGUGUAGGAUCAACUAUAGAAACUGAAACUGAAAGUUGCAACACAUUUAAAUGUCCUAGUUUUUGUUCAUGUGAGGGAUCGGGAGAUCCUCAUUAUUAUACUCCAGACGGUGCUGCUAUCCAUUUUAUGGGAACUUGUAAAUAUACGCUAUGGAAAUCAACGAUACCAGAUGAUAGGUGUGAAUUUAAAGUCGAGACAAAGAAUGAAAGACGUGGUGGGAAUACACAGGUUUCCUACACAAGAAGGAUUGAUUUCUUUUUUGAUAAUUCGACCAUUCGUAUUCUUCAAGGUGGCCAUACACUGGUUAAUGGAUUACGAGUAAGUUUGCCUGUAAAAACCGAAAAUGGAAACAUUGAAAUAUCAAGAAGUGGAGGUUUUAUAUCGGCUGUACAUGCUAAAUGUAACAUACGAGUUCAAUUUGAUGGCUACCAUUUGGUUAAUGUUAAGGUAUCUAAAGAUUAUUUUGCCGGAAAUUUGACGGGAAUCUGUGGCAAUUGUAAUGGAAAUUAUAUAGAUGAUCUUCAAACUAAAGAUGGAACAGACGUCGCUUCUCAAGGAAGAGCAGGACAUGCAGAUAUCGGAAAAAGUUACAAAGUAACAGAUGAUUCAGACCUACCAGAUGCAAGCUGUGAAGAUGAUUCCCCAUUUAAAGACUGUCCAAAAGACAAACAGGAAAUGGCCAGAAAAGAAACAUAUUGUGGCUUUUUGACAUCAGAUACCAGUCCUUUUAAAGCAUGUCUGAACUCUAAGAAAGUUAAUUUUGACCAGUUGUACAGUAGUUGUGAAGUUGACUUCUGUAAUUCGAACAAACUUGAUGUACAUUGUCAAACACUACAAACAACUGCUUUAGCAUGCAGUCAGAAUGGAUUUCAAAUCAAAUGGCGGACAUCUUCCUUCUGUCCGUUAAAGUGUAAUGGUGAUUUUGUAUACAAGUCAGCCAUAUCUUGUAUCAAUACAUGUGAUAACCCAACAGCGGAACAAAAUUGUCAAGACCCACCUAUAGAUGGAUGUACCUGUCCUAGUAAUACGUACUUGAAUGGUGAUAAAUGUGUAACGAUAGACAAAUGUGGAUCUUGCAGACUAAAUACUAAAACGGGAAAUCUAAAUAUUGCAUAUGGCGAUGUCUAUCCUAAAGGUGACUGUAUUGACUCACAAAAGUGUGAAAAAGAUAAUAGAAUAUUCAAAUUAGUAUCUGUAAAGUCAUUAAAAUCAUGUUUGGUGGAUGAAUGGUGCAAACCAAAUAAGCUUGGAAUAUAUGAGUGCGCAAAGAAGCCUGUUAAUGGAGAAUGGGAUUCAUUUGAUGUUUGGUCAGAGUGGACUGAAUGUAGUAAAACAUGUAAUAGUGGAAUGCGGUUUAGAUCACGGAAGAGAACUUGCACAGAUCCUAGUCCUAGAUUUGGUGGGAAAAACUGUGUAGGGUCUGGUAUAGAAAGAGCAACGAAAAUAUGCAACAAUUUUGAAUGUCCAAGUUAUUGUAGCUGUAUUGGAUCAGGCGAUCCACACUAUUACACACCUGAUGGUGCAGCUAUACAUUUUAUGGGCACAUGUAAAUACACACUAUGGAAAUCAACUAUUCCAAAUGAUAAAUGUAAAUUCAGGGUAGAGACUAAAAAUGAAAUACGUAGUAGCAACACUGAAGUUUCCUACACUAGAAUGAUAGAUGUAUAUUCAGGCGGAUAUAAAGUUCGGGUAUUAAAAGGCGGUAAUGUUUUAGUGAAUGGAAUUGCAGUUCGAGUACCAUUUGAAUCAGCAAACGGUCAAAUUGAAGUUUCAAAAACUAGCAAUCUGAUAACUGUUGUUCAUGGUAAUUGUGAUAUCAGGGUUCAGUUUGAUGGCAUACACCUUGUUAAUAUCAAGGUUUCUAAAGACUACUUUGGUGGUAACUUGACUGGAAUCUGUGGGAACUGUAAUGGAUUAUACAUGGAUGAUCUUAUGACAAAGGAUGAAAUAGAUGUUUCUUCCCUAGGAAGAAAUGGACAUGCUGAUAUUGGAAACAGUUAUAAAAUACUUGAUGAUUCCGAACAGCCAGGCGUCGAAUGUGCUGAUGCGAAACCUUUGAAAAAUAUAACGAAAGGGGACAAGAAAAUUUCGGAAGAGGAUGAUAAGUGUGGAUAUUUAUCACCAACAAAUGAUUACAGUCCAUUCAGGAUAUGUCGAGAGUCUUCAUCCCUUAACUUUACAAAACUAUUCCAAAGCUGCGAAUAUGAUGUCAGUGUUUCGAAUGCGGAAAAUGCAAGUUGUCAAACUUUGGAAGCUGCUGCUUUAGCAUGCAGUCAAAGAGGAAUUUUGGUGAACUGGAGGACGGAAAAGUUUUGCCCACUCACGUGUAAAGAUGGCAUGGUUUAUAGCACAUCUGUUUCAUGCAUAAACACGUGUAUCAAUAAAAAUGCAGACCAGAAUUGUCUUGAUCCACCAACCGAUGGAUGUGCUUGUCCCAAGAAUACAUACCUUAGUGGAGACCAGUGUGUAACGAAAGAUAAAUGUGGUUUCUGUAGAAUAGGUGGUAGUAAUAUCUUGAAUAGUCUGUCGUUGGGCGAUACCUAUCCUCAAGGAGACUGCAUUGACUCUCAAAGAUGUGACAAUGUCAGUGGUAAUUUGGAAUUGGUAAAUGUUCCAGCUUCAAAGCCAUGUCCUGGUAAAUGCGAAAAAAAUAACUUUGGAAUAUACUACUGCAAAACCGACAAUACAUCAGCUUCGGAAACCAAGACGGAAUCAGUCACACAACCACAACUUCCUGAUUUAAAGGUAUUAACCACAGUUUCACUAGCACCGAAUACUUUUGUAUCAACACCUGUAGCAACACCAGCUAAUACACCAUACACAACAAUUAAACAAGGAAUUAUUGUUACCACUUCAUCCCUUCCAGAGGACAUCACUAACGAGUUAGGAACAUCAGAAAUCAUACCAGAGAAAACUACAAUAGCAAAUCCUUUCCCAUCAGAUAAAAGCUAUACAGAUCAUUAUUCCGGGCCAACUUCAACAGAAAAUUCUGGAAACUUUGUCCAAAGUACUUCGGAACCUGAAAAAAUUACUAAAGAAAUAAAAUUAAAUUACUUUGAAACAACGUCAGAAAAAUUAACAACAGAUGAGAUGACAACUGUGAGAGUCGUACCGGAAGACGACAGAUUAACGCUAGCACCAAACAGUAGUAAUACUGAUAUGCCAGAAUCACAAUCAGUUUUAGAAACAACCACCUUACCAAGUGAUAUGGAAGAAACUACAAUUGACGGCAGAGAUAUGUUAAAAGAUUCUACGGCGAUAUCUGAUAAAACAACAGAAUCAAAUCCAUACGAUGUAAUUUUAACUACCCCGAGAGCUAGCACACAGGGUGGAGAGGUUCUUCUUGUAACCUCAUCCAGCACUAAAACUAGAGGUGGAUCAUAUAUAACCACACCAAUUUCUUAUGAAAGAUCGACAGAAAAAGGGGACAAUUUGGAGAUUGAUCCAACUUCAACAGAAAAUAAUGUUCCAGCUUCUACAAAUGCGAUGGAUACAGAUUUACUCAUUACCACUCCAAACGCUAUAGAUGCCGAGCAAGCUACUGUUUUUGAAACAGAACCUGACACUACGAAGACUGCUAACAUAAACGAAAGUCAAUAUUUUACUGGCGACUCGACGAGUCAAUCAAUCAAUGUUCCGACACAACCAUCUCUAAUAUCAGACGAAACACUUACAGAUGCUACCACUACAAAUGAUAUAAGUCCAGUUGAUAAAGAAUCCCCACGUGGACACACAACGGAAACCCAAGAAGGAGACACGACGAGUGAAUCAAAUAUUGUUCCAACACAAGCAUCUUUAAUAACAACAGAAAUGCUAGCAGAGGCUUCUACUGUAAACGAUAUUAUUCCCGUUGAUACAGAAUCCUCACGUGGAAACACAACAGAAAACACUGGAGAUACCACAACGUAUACCCUUCCAAUAACAGAGGAGAUACAAGUAGAAACUACUACUACGAAUGACAAAACUACACAACUACAUGAGUCGUCUACGCCACAGUCGAUUACAACACCAAAAGAAUCAAAAGAUUCAGGUGAAACGACGAGUCAAUCAAAUACUGUCCCACCACAAGCAUCUACAAUAACAGACAAAAUACAAGCAGAGGCUACAACUGCUAAUGAUAUAAAUCCCGUUGAUAAGGAAUCUUCACUUAGAAGCACAUCAGAAGGUACAACAGCUUAUUUCAAUCCUAUAACAAAGGAGCAGCAAGUUGAAACUUCUACAAUAAAAGACCAAACUACACAACUACCUAUGUCAUCAACGGCACAAUUGAUAACAAUACAAAAAGAACCAGAAGAUUCGGGUGACACGACAAGCCAAUCAAAUACUGUCCCAAUAGAGGCUACCACUGCAAAUGCUGUUAGUCCCGUCGAUAAGGAAUCAUCACUUGGAAUCACAACAGAAACCCCUACAGGUACAACAUAUCAUGUCAAUCCAAAAACAGAGGAGCAGCAAGUUGUAACUACUACUACAAAAGACCAAACAACAGAACUACCAAAUUUGAUUACAACACCCAAAGAAUCAGAAGAUUCAGAAACGAGCGAUUCAAAUACUGUUCCGACUAAGUUGUCUAUAACAACUGAAGAAAUACUAGCAGGGGCCACCACUCCAAAUGAUGAUAAGAAAAUAUCUACAGCUGGAAACCCAACAGAAAAUCCUGAAGCUACACCAUCCAGUUUUCAUCAACCAACAGAGGAGCAGCAAUUAGAAAUUACAACUUCUAAGGACCAAUAUACACAGCUAAGCUUAUUUUCUACGCCACAAAUGAGUACAAUUUCUAAAGAAUUAGCACCUUUAGAAGAGACUAGUGGAUCAAAUACUGUUUCGACACAAUCAUCGCUAAUAACUGAUGAAAUACAAACAGAGGCUACCACUGCAUUUAGUAAAGGUCUCGUUGAUAAAGUAUCUUCUACGGAAAGGACAACGGAAAACCCUGAAGGUACACCAUCUAAUUUCCAUCCAACAACAGAGGAGCAGCAAGUAGAUAUUACUACAACUAAAGACCAAACUACACAACCAACUUUAUUGUCCUCGCCACAAAUGAGUACAAUAUCUAAAGAAUUAACAUCUACUGAGGGCGCUACUGGAAUGAUUGACUCGACACAACCAACAACGACUGCUUGGGAACAAACAGAAGAUCAAUCUACGACAGUGGAAAUGAAAGACAAAACUACAAAUGUUGGAAGUAAGUCUGCAAACAAAACUGCUGUAGAGCCAACUGAUAUAUUGACCACAAAGACUGAGAUUGAAGGAGUAACUAAGGCUUAUUCAGAGUUUAAAUGCAAAACAAAAUGGGGAUACUAUCCUGAUCCAAACAACUGUGCAGGCUUUAUUCAGUGUGACUGGGGCAAGCCCAAACGAAGGCCAUGUGCCAAGGGAACAAUAUGGAAUCAAACUUAUAGGACGUGCGUUCAUGGAUCCUGUUAAAACCAGUGUGACCACUACAGAACUGACCUUUUACUAAAGAACAAUAAUCAAAUUCAGUGCUACGCAAUUGUAUCAAUUCAUUUGCUGAUAUGAUUUACAACAUAACUUCCUUUAUUCUCCGUUGAUAAAUUUUAAAAUUAUUAAUAAACUAAUGAUAUUUC